CGCAGUCACCCUAGCCCAUAUAUAUUACAGUGGAUCACACCAUCGUCGGCUUGCCGAACGUAAAAAGGUCUACAGCAUUUUCAAAAGUCCGAUCCAUUCAAUGGAACACUGCGAUUGAGUGAAGGUGGCCGAGAAUGCAUACAAUAAAGUCCGCUUCGUUUGCAGUAUUGCUCUUGUUGAUUCCAAGAAGCCAUAGUUUUCUUGCAGGUGAUGAUUCGUUUCGCCUAUCCACAACGCUUCCGUUGAUUUCUCCGUCGUCCGAACCCACCAAUGAAAGUAAGCCUUCACGGGGGCAAUCAUCACUACGGAAAGAGAAAAAUCGGGACGGUCACGCACGAAAAAAUGCACUGGAAGUUGGUUCCCACACUCCGGACAAUCACCAAUCGAACUGCUCUGCUACUGGCGAAAAGUCAAGAAGUCGCACUCCCAAUCUACAGAUUCAGCUACAGUAUGCCCGGAAAGGACACUCUGUACUGCGUAACUGGUUAGAAACGGCACGACUGGUAAAACCUCGCCAAACUCUUAUCGACUAUGGCAAGGAACAAGAGCUACUCGCGUGGAAGCAAAAGGUACAAGUCGCUUCCAACGAUGCCAAGCUUGCCAGCUCUUGCCGGACUGUUAAGCAAUGUCGCCGCGAACUCGACAAACUGCUCGGUGUCGAUACGCCGUUACCGUUCUUGCAAUACUUCCACGUUUGGCGAAACCUAAGCGACGUACACCAGCUAGCCAAAGAUCUGGCACCAACGGCGGGCAAAUUAUUGGAUGUGGAUGCCGUCCGGUUGUACCAGGAUGCCUUGUUCUGGAAACGUCCCGGGGACGGUCCGACUCCUUGGCAUACCGACGCACGAAUGGCACCUUUCGACACGAACAAGCUAAUCACGUUGUGGAUUCCGUUGCAAACAGUUCCGAAAGACGGGACUGGUCUCGUCUACGUGUCAGAAUCGCACAACGAUUUUAGUCUGGCCUACUGGCAUGAUGUCAGUGACGCCACGGAGAAUCCUAACUCACCAUGGAACGACCUGGAAUCAAGAUAUACAUCUCCUCUAGUUGAUUACAUGCCAUUGGCGGUGGGUGACGUGACGGCGCAUGCAGGUUGGACCUUACACUGUGCCAACGGCAAUGAUGCUGGAUCAACGUACGGCAAUCAGCAGGAUCAUGAAGAUCGUUUGGCCUUGGCGAUUUCGUACGUAGACGCCGCCGCACCGGUUCGGGAGAAGGUCUUGCUGGACAAUCGCGCGGAUAAUGAAGAUUUGUGGAGUUAUCAAGACUGGGUACGACAAGUACCUUCGGGUCAGGCAAAUUUUGUACACAAGAAAGUGCCUAUUUUAUGGUCGAAAGGAACUGUGCGAAAGGAUUCGAAACGGUGA
Phaeodactylum tricornutum CCAP 1055/1 is the source of this 1367-nucleotide messenger RNA. RefSeq lists its product with no specific name. The transcript has a single exon. The coding region runs from base 135 to 1367 and encodes 410 amino acids. NCBI's taxonomy places the organism in Eukaryota, Bacillariophyta, Bacillariophyceae, Surirellales, Neidiaceae. The record is from RefSeq and is a predicted model, not a curated record.